Molecule: messenger RNA, 1620 nt
Organism: Botrytis fragariae
Lineage: Eukaryota; Fungi; Ascomycota; Leotiomycetes; Helotiales; Sclerotiniaceae
Product: putative mitochondrial aaa protein
Exons: 2
Coding region: 1-1620 (539 amino acids)
Source: RefSeq, a predicted model, not a curated record
AUGUCUCAAGAUUUAUCUGCCGGCGUGGUAAAUCAUCCAGUAAUGAUCUCGGACGAACUUAGAUCCAACCCUCACCAUAAUAUUUCUGAUCUAAAUGCGACUACGGAUACUAAAGAACAAGAAGCCACUACAGCUAAGAUGGAUUUGGAAUCAUCUACAACUCAAAUGUUGGAUAACGUAUCCGUAUCUGCGCCAGAUCCACAAGAGCUUAAUGCUCCAGACAUUCAUUCGCAAUCAUGCCUUGGUCUAGUCGAAGAAUCUGCCGUUGAUAACGAGUCAAAUUUGAUAAACGAUGCGGCAACAACAGGAGGGGCAGUGAUUGCGGAAAAUACCACUUCAGUCGUACCACCAAUACCUACCGUACGACCACUCGAAAAUAUAAACCCCCCGACCGAAACCCAGCCCUCUACAUCUGCGACCGAUGCCACAACCACAAUAUCUCCUAACACUGAACAGCAUUGUCAAUCAUCAAUAAACUCUAUUAUUAUAGAUCCACAGACUUCAAGCGCCAAUCCUACUGCGGAUCUCGCGAAUACCUCGAAUGAAGAUAUGAAUGUCGUCAAAAUUAAAGCAGCUCGUCGGCGAAUGGCUCGCGUCAAGGCACAUCCAAAUGCCUUGACAGUCUAUGAGGCUGAGCUGACAAGUAAGGACAGGGCGACUCAGAAAGAAGCUGUUCGACAAUACUUGGAGAAGAAUGUGAAGCAGGACUGGACUUGGACCUGGCCAGCCGAAGAAAACGAACCUAUGAAUAUAAUGGAUGCAUUACUUAAGGAGCCUUCUUUAGAUGAGCUCCAAGUUACCAGUGCGGAUAGCCCUGCGUAUCAGGAAGAGUGGCGAGAAAGAGACGAGUGGGAAAGUGAUCCCACCGAGAGCGAGAGCGAAGAUCCCAGUUCGCCUAAAGGGCCCGUCAACAUUAAUUCUCCGGAUAGAGAAAGUCCUUUCCGUUUUGACAACCCGGAUGGUGUAGGUCAAUUGGUCAAACAAAGACGAGCUGCACGAAGACGCCGACACAAAAAGAAGCUUGCCGCGGAAAUGGAAUGGAACACAGGAGUACACUGUUAUGUAGAAAGACGUGAUGCAUGGACUUGCGCUCGACGUGUCCCUCCUCCAUCCGGACGGGAGCUUCACGCCAUCGAAAAUUUACCAGUCCAUUCAAAUGGAAAUGCCCGCAAACCUGUGGACGAUUGCUCAGAUUCAGAAGGAUGGGAUACUGAAGUGCCAAUUGCUAAAUCUCUACUACCACCGGAUAAUGCAAUGAGAGCAAGCAUCACCCCUCAAGCUUACAGCACCAUAUACGACAAAGUUAUUCUGCAAUCACUGACACCUAGUUGUCCUAUCAAUCUAUCCGAUGUCAUACAGAGCUGCGUACAAGGAUGGAAACGGGAUGGUGAAUGGCCCCCUUCCUCAUCUGUCCCCGAACCUGGUUUAGCGGCGAAAAAAAAGCAAAGGAGAUUGAGCAUGUUGAACAUGUUAGGGCUAAAUGGACCCGAAGCAAAGGCAAUUAGUCCUGUUGCAGAAAAAAGUCCACAGACCCCAGGUUCAAUUAAAAAGGGGCUACAGAAGUUCUGGAAACGCGGAGACAAAACCAAAGGUACGCCUGAGGGUGGGACGGGAGCUUAG